Messenger RNA from Euleptes europaea (tarantolino), 15138 nucleotides. It is a transcript of the gene KMT2C, whose product is annotated as lysine methyltransferase 2C. Lineage: Eukaryota; Metazoa; Chordata; Lepidosauria; Squamata; Sphaerodactylidae. Gene Ontology annotation, biological process: positive regulation of transcription by RNA polymerase II. Gene Ontology annotation, molecular function: histone H3K4 methyltransferase activity; histone binding; transcription coactivator activity. The record is from RefSeq and is a predicted model, not a curated record. Gene Ontology annotation, cellular component: nucleus; MLL3/4 complex. The coding region runs from base 124 to 15078 and encodes 4984 amino acids. The transcript has 60 exons.
GCGGCCGCCGCCACAGACAAAAGACCUAGGGGCCGGCCUCGCAAAGAUGGCGCUUCCCCUUUCCAGAGAGUCAGGAAGAAGCCUCGGAGUAGAGGAAAACCUGCAGUGGAGGAUGAAGACAGCAUGGAUGGGUUGGAGGCAGCAGAAACAGAAAACACUGUGGAAACCGAAGUUAAAGAACAAUCUUCAGAGGAGGACGCCCAAACUGAAGUGGAUGGCAACAAGAAGCUAACACCAAUUCUUCAGCGCUCAGUGUCUGAGGAAUCUGCAAGCUCCGUUGCCUCAAUUGGUGUUGAAGCAAAAACCAGCAGAGAACGUCUCUGCGCCUUUUGUUACUGUGGGGAACGAAGCUCAUUAGGACAAGGAGAACUAAAACAAUUCAGUCCGACACCAGGGUUUAUUGCUCCAUGGAACAACCAGGCUUCAAAGAAGAGUGAAACUGGGGAAGGCAACGAUAUCAUUUCUGAGAGUACUCUAAGGCAGAACUCAGUCCCGCGUAAAUCAAGAGGACAAAAGAAAGAGAAGUCUCAUCAGAGUAUAACAUCAUGUACAAGUAUAAGCACGCAAACGACUCCUGAUGAUAGGGUAGUCAGAUUAUGGGAUGAACUCAAAAUGGUUGGCCUACCAGAUGACAUUGAUGUCCAAGCCUUAUUUGAGCCUACAGGUCACUGCUGGGCUCAUCACCGCUGUGCGGAGUGGUCACUGGGAGGGUGCCAGACGGAAGAGUCACCCCCAGUGAAUGUGGACAAAGCCGUUGUCUCAGGGAGCACAAAACAAUGUGCAUAUUGCAAGCACCUUGGAGCCACUAUCAAAUGCUGUGAAGAGAAAUGCACCCAGAUAUACCAUUACCCGUGUGCUGCUGGAGCAGGCACUUUUCAGGAUUUCAGUAACUUCUCCCUCCUUUGCCCAGACCACAUUGAUCAGGCUCCACAAAGAUCAAAGGAAGAAACAAACUGUGCAUUGUGUGAUAGCCCUGGAGACCUCCUAGAUCAACUUUUUUGUACUACCUGUGGCCAGCAUUAUCAUGGGAUGUGCCUGGAUAUCCAAGUGACACCUAUAAAACGGGCAGGUUGGCAGUGUCCUGACUGCAAAGUGUGCCAGAACUGCAAGCAUUCCGGAGAAGACAAUAAGAUGCUCGUGUGUGAUACAUGUGACAAAGGGUAUCACACCUUUUGUUUACAACCAGUUAUGGACUCCGUACCAACAAAUGGCUGGAAAUGCAAAAACUGCAGGGUAUGCGCAGAAUGUGGAACACGUGCUAGUAGCCAGUGGCAUCACAACUGUCUCAUGUGUGACAGUUGUUACCAUCAGCAUGACAACCUACCUUGUCCUUUCUGUGAAAAAUCAUCCCAUCCCGACUUGCAAAAAGACAAGCUGCGUUGCCAUAUGUGCAAAAGGUGGAUUCACAUAGAAUGUGACAAACCCCCUGAUAAUGACCUGGAUGCUCAAUUAAAAGAAUAUAUCUGCAGCCUCUGCAAACAUUCAGAAGGGGAAGCGGUACAUUCACAACCGUGUGAUAUAAUGGAGACUGCCCAACUGCUCCCCGAAGCUGGACCAGUUUGUGCAGAUGGAAUGGAAAUAGAAGAUGAUGCAGAUGAUGUAGUAAACAAGGACCAGCUAAUAAUGGACUGCAGCCUUACUAAAGAGCCAGGCAUUGGAUACAUCAUAGAUGGCAUCUCAGUAGAUGACAAGAAUGGUGAACUGGAAAAGCAUGUUUCUGAUCAUUUUGGUACUGAUGAAAUGGAGCCAUCUUCUAAAAAGAGUCCCACACCUGAUGGUGAUCACAUUGACAAAGAGAUGGCAGUGGCUGAAAAUAUUCCAGUUAUAAUUCAACAAGUAUCAGAAAAGCAAGCAGAGGAAAUGAAGCCAUCCCAGGAGAGCACUGAGGUGUUAGAGGCCUCUACGGAGGAAUCUCAGCUUCCACCUGUGACACCUGACCCCAUAGCCAAGACGCCAGAAACCUUCCUUUUGGUAAACAAAGAGAGAUCCUCCUUCAAGAAAGAAGAGCAAUUGGAAGCAAGGAUAAUGCCAGAAAAUGCAGAAGGAGGUAACACUCCUGAAAAUUAUGAAACCUCGUCUCUUCCUGCAAGUGAAAGUUGUGCAACUGACAGUUCACCAUUAGGAGAGAAAUCUUUAAAAUCACCAGCUGAGACAUAUUCUUCAUUUCCAUCAUCUGUUGAAGUAAACAAGACCAGUGUGUCUUCCUCACCAGCAGCUUCAUUGGAGUUGGGCUCUUCACAUGACAUGAUGCGCAGUCAAGCUUCAUCGCUCGAAUCCUCAGCAACUCUUCCAGCAGCAUAUGUACCUUUCACUCCAAAAAUUGGUAUGGGGAAACCAGCGAUCACCAAAAGAAAGUUUUCUCCUGGGAGACCAAGGUCAAGACAGGGGGCUUGGAGUACCCAUAAUACAGUGAGCCCACCUUCCUGGUCCCCAGACAUUUCAGAAGGUCGGGAAACUUUUAAAUCCAGACUGCUAUCUGGCAGUGCCAUGUGGAGCAUCAAAGUGGGUCGAGGAUCAGGGUUCCCUGGAAAGCGGAGACCACGUGGUGCAGGCCUUUCUGGGAGAGGUGGAAGAGGAAGGUCAAAAUUGAAGAAUGGAAUUGGGUCUGUUCUUACUCCAGGGGUCAUGGAUAUGGAUACUUUUUCUAGCAAAGAUGAGGAAGAAAAUUCCAUGCACAAUACCGUUGUACUAUUUUCCAGCAGUGACAAGUUUACUUUGCAGCAGGAUAUGUGUGUCGUUUGUGGGAGUUUCGGCCAAGGUGCAGAAGGCCGAUUGCUUGCCUGCUCCCAGUGUGGUCAGUGUUACCACCCCUACUGUGUCAGUAUUAAGAUUACAAAAGUGGUGCUCCACAAAGGAUGGAGGUGCCUUGAGUGCACUGUGUGCGAAGCCUGCGGGAAGGCUACCGACCCGGGACGGCUGCUCCUUUGCGAUGACUGUGAUAUCAGCUACCACACGUACUGCCUAGAUCCUCCACUGCAGACAGUUCCCAAAGGAGGGUGGAAAUGCAAAUGGUGUGUUUGGUGCAGACACUGCGGAGCGACUUCUCCCGGCCUAAGAUGUGAAUGGCAGAAUAAUUACACACAGUGUGCUCCCUGUGCAAGUUUAUCUACCUGUCCAGUCUGCUGCUGCAAUUACAGAGAAGAAGAGCUUAUUCUGCAGUGCAGGCAGUGUGACAGAUGGAUGCAUGCAGUCUGUCAAAACUUCAGCACAGAAGAGGAAGUAGAAAGCACAGCUGACAGUGGUUUUGAUUGUUCCAUGUGUAGACCAUAUAUACCACCAGUAAAUGUGCCUUCCUCUGAAUGCUGUGAAUCAUCAAUUGCAGCCCAAAUUAUAGCAAAGGCAAAAGAACUUGACUCCCCGAAGACAUACACUCAGGAUGGAGUCUGUUUGACGGAAAUGGGAAUGUCUCAGUUACAGAGCCUCAGUGCUGUUGUACCAAGAAGAAAACGGACAAAACCAAAGCUCAAGUUGAAAAUUAUAAAUCAGAAUAGUGUGGCUGUACUCCAGACACUGCCUGAUAUACAAUCAGAACACUCAAGGGAUGGCGAGAUAGAUGACAGUAGAGAAGGAGACCUCAUGGACUGUGAAGGAAAAUCAGACACUAGCCCUGAACGGGAAGCUGCAGAGGAUGAUCCUAAGGGGGUAGAAGGAACAGAAGGGAUCAAGAAGAGAAAAAGAAAACCAUACAGACCAGGCAUUGGUGGAUUUAUGGUGCGCCAGAGAAGUCGUACAGGACAAGGAAAAACAAAGCGGUCUCUCUCCAGGAAAGAUUCCUGUGGCUCCAUAUCUGAACAGAUGCCCAACAGAGAUGAAAGCUGGAGUGAACAGCUACCAGAUACACCAGUGGACGAAUCUACUCCUGCUUCUGAAAAUACAGAGAAAAUUAAAAAACGUUACAGGAAGAAGAAAAACAAGCUUGAAGAAACCUUUCCAGCAUACUUGCAGGAAGCUUUUUUUGGAAAAGACCUCCUAGACACCAGUAGGCAAAGUAAACCAAGUUUAGAUCAUUUAUCUGAAGAAAGCCUUAACAUUUCAUGCAAAGUAAAUUUGAAUGCAAACUUCUUAGAUCCAUCUUCAGACCUACUACCCAGCGCAACUUCUACUCCCGUUCCAUCAAAACUUGGAACACAAGGUACCUCUGAUGAUCCUUUAGCAGCCCUUUCAGAUGUGUUGAACACUGAUGAGGAUAUUCUUGGAAUACUUUCUGAUGAUUUGGUGAAAUCUGGGGAACAUUCAGGUCUUGAUUUAUGCACUUUCCAGGUUGAGAACUCAUCUUCCCCAUUUGCUGGACUAGAUAUUGGACCCAUCUCUGACGAUCCCUCCUCUUUGCCUCCACCAUGUGUCAGUCAGACUGCACGAUCAUUGAGUGAAGAACAGCUAGAUGGAAUCCUCAGCCCUGAACUGGACAAGAUGGUCACAGAUGGUGCCAUUCUUGGUAAACUGUACAAGAUUCCAGAGCUGGAAGGAAAGGACGUCGAAGAGCUGUUCACUGCUGUACUGAGUCCUGCAACCACUCAAUCAGCUCCUUUGCCACAGCCCCCACCUCCGCCCCUGCCUCCACCACAGCUAGUACAUUUGCACAAUCAAGGAGAGAAUGUGUUUUCAAGAGUUCCACUUAUGAAUGGUUUGAUUGGACCAGCCCCCCAUCUCUCUCAUCCCCCGUUGGUUCCUGGAGGUGGAUUAGGCACUUUUUCUACUAUAGCACAACCAUCGUAUACAGAUACCAGGGAUAAGAAUGCAACGUUUAAUGCGGUGAUGAAUGAUACCACCAGUUCUUGGGUCCCAUCUGCUGCCCCACUGGAAGGUGAGGGCGAUACCAUGUCUAAUGCACAGAGAAGCACUCUGAAAUGGGAGAAAGAGGAAGCACUUGGUGAAAUGGCAACGGUGGCACCUGUUUUGUACACAAAUAUCAAUUUUCCAAACCUCAAAGAGGAGUUCCCAGACUGGGCGACAAGAGUGAAGCAGAUUGCUAAACUGUGGAGAAAAGCAAUCUCGCAGGAAAGAGCUCCAUAUGUGCAAAAAGCCAGAGAUAAUAGAGCUGCUCUGCGAAUCAACAAAGUGCAGAUGUCAAAUGAUUCCAUGAAAAGGCAGCAGCAACAGGAUAGCAUUGAUGCAAGCUCUCGUAUCGACUCUGAACUCUUUAAGGACCCAUUAAAGCAGAGGGAGUCGGAGCACGAGCAAGAGUGGAAAUUUAGACAGCAAAUGCGUCAGAAAAGUAAACAGCAAGCUAAAAUUGAAGCAACUCAGAAGCUUGAGCAAGUGAAAAACGAGCAGCAGCAACUACAACAGCAGCUUGGGUCGCAGCAGCUUCUGAGCCAGUCAGGUUCAGACACCCCUAGCAGUGGGAUGCAAAGUCCCUUAACCCCUCAGACUGGCAAUGGAAGUAUGUCUCCCGCACAACAGACAUUCCCCAAAGACUUAUUUAUAAAACAGUUGCCUAGUACCCCUACCUCCACUCCUUCUGAUGUAUUUCUAAAACCACAACCCCCUCCUCCACCUGCAACGACAAACAGAAUGCCUGUUCAAGAUGCACAUUCUCAGGCUCCUUCACAACAGAUUUUUUCUCCUAGCUCCUCUAACACAAGGCCACCUUCUCCGGUUGACCCAUAUGCAAAAAUGGUGGGGACGCCCAGGCCACCACCCGUUAACCAAAAUCAAAACUUUGUCAGGAGAAAUUCUGUUACAUCAGUAGAUAUCCGUCCACCCCCAUCACCCAUAUCCAGGCCAGCUCAGGUAUCUGAAUCAACAGGAAGCCGGCCAUCACCAGUCAGAGAUUCAUGUUCUCUGUCUCCAGUCAGCAAUGAUCCUUAUGCAAAACCUCCAGAUACACCCGGGCCUAUAGUUGCAGUAGAACCAUUCUCCAAGCCUUUGGGGCUACCAAGAUCACCUCUAAUUCCAGAACAACCUGGGAAACCUUCUUUAACAGCAGCAAACAAUGAUCCAUUCACAAAGCCACCUCCUAGAACAGAUGCAUUUCAAAGGCCUCGAAUGCCUCCUGCAGAUUCAUAUGUACGGCCACCAUUGACUCCAACUUCUGUUGUUGAGGGAAGUCCUGGUAUGUUUAAAACUCCAAUGCGCCCUCCUCAAUCCCCUCAAGACCCUUAUGCCUCGAUUCCAUCAACCCCAAGACGUAUGAGUGUGGAUCCCUAUGAACGGCCUGUGUUGACACCAAGACCUAUGGAUAGCUUUUCACAUAAUCCAUCUAAUGAUUUAUACACUCAGCCCCCUCUGACACCACACACAGCAAUAAAAGAAACCUUUGUCCAUCCUCAAAGAGUAGCACGAAACCAGAGUGAUUCUUUUUCUCAGUCUGGAACUAUCUUAAGGGGAGCUGCUCAGGACCCUUAUGCCCAGCCUCCAGGUACUCCACGCCCAGUCUCGGACCCUUACGCCCAGCCUCCGGGUACUCCACGCCCAGUCUCGGACCCUUAUGCCCAGCCUCCGGGUACUCCACGCCCAGUCUCGGACCCUUACACCCAACCUCCGGGUACUCCACGCCCAGUCUCGGACCCUUACGUCCAGCCUCCGGGUACUACGCGCCCAGUCUCGGACCCUUACGCCCAGCCUCCGGGUACUCAGCGCCCAGUCUCGGACCCUUACGCCCAGCCUCCAGGUACUCCGCGCCCAGUCUUGGACCCUUAUGCCCAGCCUCCGGGGACUCCGCGCCCAGUCUCAGACCCUUAUGCCCAGCCUCCGGGGACUCCGCGCCCGGUCUCGGACCCUUAUGCCCAGCCUCCGGGGACUCCCCGGCCCUCUACUGUUGAUCCAUAUAUGCAUCAACCACCUACCCCAAGACCUGCACAGGCAGCAGACUUAUUUGCUCAGGUUCCAGCUAAUCAAAGGCAUUCUGACCCAUAUGUCCAGCCUCCCGGUACACCAAGACCGGUUAGUAAUGAUCCAUAUUCCCAGCCACCAGCAACUCCAAGGCCUGGAAUAUCAGAAACUUAUAGUAGACCAGCUGCAAUGCCAAACCGAGAUCCUUAUCUACAGGUGUCACAGAACAGGACUUUACCUGGGACUUUCAUAAGGCCAUCUGAUCCAUGUACUCAGCCUCCAAGGACAUCAGGAUCUGCUGUGACGGAUUCUUUUAGCCAUGCUCCAACAGCCGCAUCAUGCGACCCUUAUGAUCAACCUCCAGUGACUCCAAGACCUCAACCAGAAAACUUUGGAACUGCUCAGCUUCCCCGUGAUGUAGAUAAAACAAGGUCUGCAUCUGAGGGGAACUUCAGUGCAUCUGCAAACUCUUCCAUGAGUUCACAGGGGCAACAAUUUCCCCAGACCUCUCAAGUUCCUGGCCCAGCAUCAACAACAGGAGCAACAAAUACACAGAGCACAAUGUCUCAGGUAGAUGCAGAGAAACUAAGACAGCGCCAGAAAUUACGUGAAAUUAUUCUGCAGCAGCAGCAACAAAAGAAGAACGCAGCGCGUCAAGAGAAAGCACCACUGCAGCCUGUCACAACACCUCACGCAGCACCUGUUCAGCAAUGGCAGCAAGAAAAUCUGAACCAGGUCUUCAACCGGCCUCCUCCACCCUACCCUGGCAACGUUAGGUCAGCCAUGGUUCCACCUGGAGGCUUACAGUUCCCGGGGUUUGCUGUUGAUGGACAGUUUAAUAGACCCCAGUUUCCAGGAGAUCUGGGUGGCAUGGGUGUGAGGCCUCAUGGAAUUAGAUUUGGUUUUUCUGGAGGUGGUCGUGGUCCUCCACCAUGUCAAGAACGUUUCCUUGGUCCUCCACAACAGAUGCAACGUGCUGCAGUUCCACCACAACUAAGAAGAUCCAUGUCUAUAGAUCUGCCUAGACUAACAAACAAACCACAAAUGAGUAAUCCUAUUGGGCUGCCCCAGCAUUUCCCACCACAAGGUAUUCAGGUUCAGCAGCAUAACAUAAUGGGCCAGGCAUUCAUCGAGCUGUGUCACAGAGCACCUGAAGGCAGACCAAGGCUUCCUUUUAAUUCCUCGUCAACUACUGCGGCUAUGAACAUGGUUCCCCAGCACCAGCUGCGUGCAGGGUUUGUGCCUCGGCAGGACUGUCAAGGCUCAAGACAAUUGGAGCCAGCAAGACACAACCCUCCACUGCAUGCGUCCACAGGCUUGGAACAUUUACCACCCUCUCAGCAAGAUCCUGUGAAUGCCAGUCCUGUGCUGGUCAUGUGCCCUUUAAAUCAUCCACCAGUUAACGAGGCUUUUCCAGGAGCUCCUCUGCCAGCAUCAGCCUCUGCUGAAGCAACGGGUGGUUUACAGAUUCCAAACCAACACACUGAUGGAUUAGAAGAAAAGCUUGAUUCCGAUGAUCCUGCUGUGAAGGAUUUAGACGUCAAAGACCUCGACGGUGUGGAGGUGAAGGAUUUAGUCGAUGAAGAUCUUGAAAAUCUAAACCUAGACCCAGAGGAUGGGAAAGGGGAUGAGCUGGACACAUUAGAUAAUCUUGAAACUAAUGACCGUCACCUUGAUGACCUCCUAAGAUCAGGAGAAUUUGACAUAAUUGCUUACACGGAUCCAGAACUUGAUUUGGGUGACAAAAAGAGUGUGUUUAAUGAGGAGCUGGAUCUCAGCGUCCCGAUAGAUGAUAUCCAGGGCAAAGGAGAUGAUGCUCAGCAGAAGCCUCAAGAUAAUAAAGCCGCAGUUCCUGCAGACUUGCUUGUGCUUCAGAAAAAGCCUGUCGAGGUUACCGAGAUUAAAACCGAAGUGCUCUCUCCAAAUAUAUUAGAGGAAGUGAAACCUGAAAAUGAAAAAAGUGAUGGGAAUGGGGCAUCUUCAAGCACUCCCCUUACCGCUGAAACAGAAUUGCUCAAUGGAGAGAAGAAGUCCACGUUCCUUUGUAAUGUGGAGCUACCAGACAAAGCAAGUACUAACGAGGAAACCACUAUGUCUAGUCCAGGUGCUGUCCAGGGCCCUGCUCAAAGUAUAACAAGCCCUUGCAAUAUUUCUGGAUCUACUCCAGUUCUUACAAGUUUGCUAGCUAACGAGAGUUCAGACAGCUCUGACUCCAGGCCACUGAACUCUCCCCCUCACUCUUUGCCAGCAGCACAAACCAACCCCGUUUCAAGUAUUCCACAGACUUUAAUGGCACCUGCUGGUCAGACCAUGGAAAAUGCAGUGCCUCCCAAUGUGAACGUGGUUCCACAGAUAAGCCAUAAUUUCUCUCAAGGGACAGCAGUGAAUCCGGCCUUCAUCCCCGGCCAGCCUGUUAACCAUAACUUGGGGACAGGGCACCCUGGGAAUCAAACUGUGCCUGUUGUGAAUCGCCCCGGACCCAGUGGUAUGCCUUCUUCCCAGCAGAUGAUGCUUCCUCAAACAUUGGCCCAGCAACAAAAUCGAGAGAGGCCUCUUCUGCUAGAGGAACAGCCUCUGCUGCUACAGGAUCUUUUGGAUCAAGAAAGGCAGGAGCAGCAGCAGCAGCGACAGAUGCAGGCUAUGAUUCGCCAGCGUUCAGAGCCAUUUUUCCCUAACAUUGAUUUUGAUGCAAUCACUGAUCCUAUAAUGAAAGCGAAAAUGGUGGCCCUGAAAGGGAUUAAUAAAGUAAUGGCACAGAACAAUAUGGGGAUGCCUCCAAUGGUCAUGAACAGAUUUGCCUUUAUGGGUCAGUCUGUGCCAGGAGCACAGAGUGGUGAAGGCCCGAAUCUAGUACAACAAGCAAUUACACAGGAUGGAAACCUAACACCUCAGAUUUCUAGACCAAACCCUCCAAAUUUUGGUCCUGGUUUUGUAAAUGAUUCACAUAGAAAGCAAUAUGAAGAAUGGCUGCAAGAAACACAGCAACUGCUUCAAAUGCAGCAGAAAUUCCUUGAAGACCAAAUAGGAGCACACAGAAAAUCAAAAAAAGCACUUUCUGCAAAACAGCGUACUGCGAAGAAAGCUGGCCGAGAAUUCCCUGAGGAAGACGCAGAGCAGCUUAAGCAUGUUACAGAGCAGCAGAGUAUGGUUCAGAAGCAGCUAGAACAGAUCCGAAAGCAACAAAAGGAACAUGCAGAACUCAUUGAAGAGUACCGCAUCAAGCAGCAACAGUGUGGCAUGGGCCCUCAUACCAUGAUGCCCGGCAUGCCGUCUCAGCCGCCAAUGGUCCCAGGAGGAUCACCACCAGCAAUGGGUCAGCAAAGCUUCCCGAUGGUACCACAACAGCUUCAGCAUCCGCAGCAUACAGUUGGUGUUCCUGGGCAACCCAGCCAGCCUCGGAUGCCAAGUUUGCCUGGGUGGCAACCUCCCAACACUGGCCCGACACACAUCCCCCACAAUGCACCAAGACUGCAGCCUCCACUAACACAGUUGCCGGUGAAUCCUGUGACGCCCACUUCUGUUCCGGCUCCCGCUGCAAGCGUGCAGUCAGGGCCGCCGCCACGUGUCGAGUUCGAUGACAAUAACCCGUUCAGCGAAAGCUUCCAGGAGCGGGAACGAAAGGAGCGUCUGCGAGAGCAGCAGGAAAGGCAGCGGAUUCAGCUGAUGCAGGAGGUGGAUCGGCAGAGAGCUUUGCAGCAAAGGAUGGAAAUGGAGCAACAUGGCCCGAUGGCCUCAGAAUUAAAUGCAAGGCCUCCCUUGAACCAAGUCCCAUUCUUCAAUUCUGACCUGCCCUGUGAUUUCAUGCAACCUCCACGGCCCCUUCAGCAGUCUCCACAGCAGCAGCAGCAAAUGGGACCCAUUUUGCAGCAAGGACCGUUGAACACUGCAUCUGACCCCAACUUUCUCCUGUGUGGUGAGCAACAACCUGUGGGAUCUUCCCCUUUUGGACCUGAUCCACCCCCUGUUCCAGAUGGAAGUCCCACUUUCCAUUCUGUUAAACAAUCCCAUGGAAAUAUCUCUGGGGCCAGCUUUAGUCAGUACCAAGGUAGACCUCAGUUUGCCCCUAGCUUGCCUGCAUCUUCUCCGGCAGCCGGCACCGGUUCCCCCUGCAGUCAGGACACCGGCAUGACCCACGGAACCAGCUGUCCUGGAGUAAGUCAGUCCCUCAUUCAGCUCUAUUCUGAUAUCAUUCCAGAGGAGAAGGUCAAAAAGAAAAGAACAAGGAAAAAGAAAAAAGAGGAUGAUGCCGAAUCAAUAAAUACCCCGUCGACACCACACUCAGAUAUCACAGCACCCCCAACUCCAGUUGUUUCAGGUGCCGUCUGCACCCCAACAGUGAGCACGCCCAGUGAACUUUCACGCCAUCCAGGGGAGAUGGAGACAGAAGAGCUGGCAGGCUCAUCAACUCCAAAUGCGGCAGAGAGUCAGUCUUCCUUAGAACCGAAAGGUCAGCUCUCCAAUAGCGAUUUGCCACAAAACAAAUUGCCUGAGCAAUCAAGCGUGAAGCCAGAAACAGACAAGGUCAAGACUGAUGCUUCUGGGAGCAUUCAGGAAAUUAGACCGGAAAAGACAGAAGCUGAUCAGUGCCCUAGUCAAGCUGAGCCUAAGAUGGAGACUCAAAGUGGCAUUAAAGUGGAAGAGGAUAAAGCCUCAGCACAGCCUGCCCCUUCUUCAGAGGGUCAGGCACAACCCACCAGCAUCCCAGGAGCAAAAGGGGAAACAGGGAACGAACUCCUCAAACACUUGCUUAAGAACAAAAAAUCUGCCUCUCUUCUCAAUCAGAAAUCAAAAAGCAGCUUCCCAUCAGAAGAGAGUACUGAGGAGAGCAAAUACAUGGAAAAACGGGACCCAGCUGAAGGCAGCAUGCAAUUGUUGGGAAAUCCAUUGCAGGGCACACUGGGAUGUGGUAACAGCCAGCUUCAGAGAGCAGAUUUAGGGCAUGAAAUGAAAAAGCAGCGAAACAAACGAACGCAAAGGGCGGGUGAGAAGGCAGCACCUCGAUCUAAGAAGAGAAAGAAAGAGGAAGAAGAAAAACGGGCUAUUUACCCUAACGCUGACACCUUUGUGCAGUUAAAACAGCAACUCUCUUUACUGCCUCUAAUGGAGCCGAUAAUUGGUGUGAGUUUUGCCCACUUCCUGCCGUAUGGCAGCGGCCAUCUGAAUAGUGGAAGUCGCCUUAUGGGAAGCUUUGGUAGCGCUACACUUGAUGGGGUAUCAGAUUACUAUUCUCAGCUAAUUUACAAGCAGAACAACCUGAGCAACCCUCCCACCCCUCCAGCGUCACUCCCUCCUACACCUCCACCUGUGGCUUGCCAAAAAAUGGUCAACGGAUUUGCAACCACCGAGGAACUCACUAGCAAGGCUGGAAUGCUUGGGGGACAUGAUGUUACCAAGGCUUUAGGACCCAAGCAGUUUCAGCUGCCUUUCAGACCUCAGGAUGAUCUCUUAGCCAGAGCUAUGGCUCAGGGUCCUAAAAGUGUGGAUGUUCCUGCUUCCCUUCCAACCCCACCUCAUAACAAUCAUGAAGAACUAAGGGUUCAAGAUCCUUGUGGUGAUCGAGACACUCCUGACAGUUUUGUCCCGUCUUCAUCUCCUGAGAGUGUUGUGGGCAUGGAAAUAAGCAGGUAUCCUGAUCUGUCAGCUGUCAAGGAAGAGAUCCCGGAGCCUGUUCCAUCUCCUAUCAUUCCAAUCCUACCCACUAGUACUGGAAAGGGUUCAGAAGCAAAAAGGAAUUUUAUCAAAACAGAACCUUGCUUGGGGUUUUUUGGCUCUCAGCUUGGACCUUCCCCAAAUGGUCCAAAAUCUGGCCUUGUAUCUGUAGCAAUUACUUUACACCCCACAGCUGCAGAGAACAUUGGCAAUAUCGUAGCUGCCUUUUCCAGCCUCCUGCAUGUCAGAAUUCCGAACAGCUAUGAGGUUAGCAGCACCCCAGAGGUUCCUUCUUCAAUGGGAAUGUUGACCACUCACAGAGCAAACCCAGCCUUUGAGUACAGACAGCAGCUGCUGCUUCAUGGUCCCCAGCCAGGCACUGUCAGCUCUUUCAGACUAGCAGGGCCUUAUGGACUCAAACAGCCUCACAUGCCAUUUCCACCAAGUGGCAACGGUUUUAAGGCUCAUAGUUCCAGCAUGACAGAUGGUUCAGUCCUGAGGCCACAGUGGUGUUCACACUGUAAGGUGGUAGUUCUGGGCAGUGGUGUGCGGAAGUCUUUCAAAGAUCCACCUUUCCUGAAACAGGAUUCCAGAGAGAAAUCUGAGAGAAUGGAGAAAGACGUUGUCUUCUGUAGCAAUAACUGCUUUGUUCUCUACUCAGCAUCCAUGCAAGCAAAAAAUUCAGAGAGCAAGGAAUCGAUUCCUUCCUUACCUCAGUUCCCCACGAAGGAGGUGCCUCCCAAAGUGUUCCAUCAGUAUAACAACAACAUUUCCACGCUGGAUGUCCACUGUCUCCCUCAACUCCAGGAAAAGGUUUCUCCACCAUCAUCUCCCCUCAUUACCUUCCCGCCCGCUUUUGAAGCUGCCCUGGUGGAGCCGAAACCAGACGAGCUGAAAGUGACAGUGAAACUCAAACCCCGUUUGAGAACCAUCCCCAAUGGUUUUGACGACUGUCGGCCAUUAACUAAGAAAUGGAAAGGAAUGAAGUGGAAGAAAUGGAACAUCCAGAUUGUGAUUCCUAAAGGAACCUUCAGGCCUCCUUGUGAUGAGGAGAUAGAUGAGUUCCUCAGGAGACUGGGCACAACCAUCAAACCUGAUCCCGUACCUAAGGACUACCGAAAGUGUUGUUUCUGUCACGAAGAGGGGGAUGGGUUAACAGAUGGACCAGCAAGACUGCUUAACCUUGACCUAGAUCUUUGGGUCCAUUUGAACUGUGCGCUUUGGUCUACUGAGGUCUACGAGACACAAGCUGGUGCCUUAAUAAAUGUGGAGCUGGCCCUGCGCAGGGGCUUGCAGAUGAAAUGCACAUUCUGUCACAAGAUGGGCGCCACCAGCGGCUGCCACAGGUUAAGGUGCACCAAUAUUUAUCACUUUACCUGUGCCAUUAAAGCACAAUGCAUGUUUUUUAAAGACAAAACCAUGCUUUGCCCCAUGCACAAACCAAAGGGAGCUCAUGAGCAGGAACUCAGCUAUUUCGCAGUCUUCAGGCGGGUCUACGUCCAGCGCGACGAAGUCCGCCAGAUUGCCAGCAUCGUACAACGGGGGGACCGAGAACACACCUUCCGGGUGGGGAGCCUCAUCUUCCACACUAUUGGCCAGCUGUUGCCGCACCAGAUGCAGGCCUUCCACUCCUCAAAGGUCCUCUACCCUGUGGGCUAUGAGGCCAGCCGGUUAUAUUGGAGUAUGCGGUAUGCCAACCGCAGAUGUCGCUACCUGUGUUCUAUUGAAGAGAAGGACGGCCUUCCCCUUUUUGUGAUCAGGAUCACUGAGCAAGGCCAUGAAGAUUUGGUUCUUAGUGACUCAACCCCAAAAGGUGUUUGGGAUAAAAUCCUGGAUCCUGUUGUUGCUGUAAGGAAGAGUUCUGAAAUGCUUCAGCUCUUCCCUGCAUAUCUGAAGGGCGAAGACCUCUUUGGUUUGACCGUCUCUGCAGUGGCAAGAAUAGCAGAAUCUCUUCCUGGGGUUGAGGCUUGUGAGAAUUACACCUUCCGAUAUGGCCGAAACCCGCUCAUGGAACUCCCGUUGGCCAUCAACCCCACAGGCUGUGCCCGCUCUGAGCCGAAAAUGAGUACCCAUGUCAAGAGGUUUGUGUUAAGGCCUCAUACCUUGAAUAGCACCAGCACUUCAAAGUCAUUUCAGAGCACAGUUACCGGAGAACUGAAUGCACCUUACAGUAAACAGUUUGUUCAUUCAAAGUCCUCACAGUACCGAAAAAUGAAGACCGAAUGGAAAUCCAAUGUGUAUCUGGCACGUUCACGUAUUCAGGGCCUGGGCUUAUAUGCUGCUAGAGACAUUGAAAAGCACACCAUGGUCAUUGAAUAUAUUGGAACCAUCAUCCGCAAUGAGGUAGCCAACAGGAAAGAGAAGCUGUAUGAAUCUCAGAAUCGUGGGGUGUACAUGUUCCGCAUUGACAAUGACCAUGUCAUUGAUGCCACAUUGACAGGAGGACCUGCAAGGUAUAUUAACCAUUCCUGUGCACCAAACUGUGUGGCUGAGGUGGUAACCUUUGAAAGGGGACACAAGAUUAUUAUCAGCUCCAGCAGGAGAAUCCAGAAAGGAGAAGAGCUCUGUUAUGACUAUAAGUUUGAUUUUGAAGACGACCAGCACAAGAUUCCAUGUCACUGUGGAGCUGUAAACUGCCGAAAAUGGAUGAACUAGAUGCAUUCCUUGCUGUCUCAGAGGGUUGCUUGUCCCAAGAAGUGAUGUUUGGGGUUGGGA